CAGCGCCAAAAAGUACCGAGAGGCACUGGUCCUGUCACAGCUUAUCUUCACUCUUCACCGUUAAUUCGACCAUGAAGGACGAAUGACACAUCGUAGACCUUGACCAGUCACAUGGCUGAACUGACCGGAGGCGAUACAUGUUCACUCCAACUUUGUUUCCCGAGUUUGAUUGGAAUAUGUGAACGCCAGCAGGAUGAAGGCAGCGGUGUGGCGUUUUCUCCUCCUGUACGUGUGUGAGCGCAUGCAAACCGUGUCCGUGGCCGGGGUCCAAGGCUCAGCAGUUACCCCAAUGGACACAACAGCUUCCACAUGCUCUGCUCCGGUUACCCCCACGGACGACGAGACCACUGGACUGGUGGUGAGGAAAAAUGCAGAGGUGUAUAGGCCUAUAGGGAUGUUUGUAUUAUUUAUCCAGAAUGGAUUAUUUAUUUCAGCAAGUUGUCAUUUACGAUGGCCUCUAAAGUGAAAAUAGUAAAAAUUGUGAAUAGUUAAUAGAGAAAAUAGUGAAUACCAAUCCAAAACCAAAGGUGUUACAUCAUAUGCCUUUAUCUGAUUUUGUCUAAUUUGUUUUUUCACUUGACACAGAGUUACCUUGAUGAGCAAGCUUCUAUAACUGGGCUCACAUGCAUAUGGACCUGUACCUUCACAGGAUUGGUCUAUCGAGUUAAACACUUUAUGUAGACACUUUAAGGGGCUGUCGAGUCAACCCCUGCUUUUUACUUAUCUGAUUUUCACUUAACCUGUGAUUUCUCUUUACCCACUCAAAACUACCACUUCUGCUAUUAAUGACAUUGUCAUAUUGAACCCACGUCUCUGUAGUUUACAUCUGAGUCCUACCUAUAUUGACUGUAAGUCGCUUUGGAUAAAAGCGUCUGCUAAAUGACAUAUUAUUAUUAUUAUUAUUAUAUGAUGCUUCUCAAUGCAAUACUUCGGUGUCUUGUCCCAGGAUUGGCUGACGAGGUAUGGCUACCUCCCGCCCUCGGACCCCUCCACUGGACAGCUACAGGUCUGGACAGCUGUCACUCAUGCUGUUAGCACCAUGCAAAGGUUUGCAGGCCUAGAGGAGACAGGAGUUGCAGGUGAGAAAAGAGAAAGAGGGUUGGGGAAAUUAGGGUGAUUGUAUCCAUUCUCUGUGAUUCUCUCUCUCCUUCUCUCUCUCUCAAUUCAAUUCCAUUUUUUCAAUUUAAGGGCUUUAUUGGCAUGGGAAACGUAUGUUAACAUUGCCAAAGCAAGUGAAGUAGAUAGCAAACAAAAGUGAAAUAAACAAUAUAUAUUAACAGUAAACAUUACACUCAGAAGUUCCAAAUGAAUAAAGACAUUUCAAAUGUCAUAUUAUGUAUAUAUACAGUGUUGUAACAAUGUGCAAAUAGUUAAAGUACAAAUGGGAAAAUAAAUAAACAUAAAUAUGGGUUGUAUUUACAAUGGUGUUUGUUCUUCACUGGUUGCCCUUUUCUUGUGGCAACAGGUCACAAAUCUUGCAGCUGUGAUGCACACUGUGGUAUUUCACCCAGAAGAUAAGGGAGUUUAUCAAAAUUGGGUUUGUUUUCUAAUUCUUUGUGGAUCGCUGUAAUCUGAGGGAAAUAUGUGUCUCUAAUAUGGUCAUACAUUUGGCAGGAGGUUAGGAAGUGCAGCUCAGUUUCCACCUCAUUUUGUGGGCAGUGUGCACAUAGCCUGUUUUCUCUUGAGAGCCAGGUCUGCCUACGGCGGCCUUUCUCAAUAGCAAGGCUAUGCUCACUGAGUCUGUACAUAGUCAAAGCUUUCCUUAAGUUUGGGUCAGUCACAGUGGUCAGGUAUUCUGCCACUGUGUACUUUCUGUUUAGGGCCAAAUAGCAUUCUAGUUUGCUCUGUUUUUUUUUUUUUCUCAUGAUUUGGUUGGGUCUAAUUGUGCUGUUGCUGUUGUUGUUGUGUUGUUCUCUCUCUCUCUCUCUCUCUCUCUCUCUCCUCUCUCUCUCUCUCUCUCUCUCUCUCUCUCUCUCUGUCUCGCUCUCGCUGUCCUCAUGUCUAAGAUGAGGAGACGCUGGCUCUGAUGCGAGCCCCGCGAUGUUCACUGCCAGACAAAGGGGAGGAGCCCAAACCACUGGCCAAUCAGCUCCAGGAGGGGCAGGGCCUGAGGAGAAAGAGGGCUGUGACCACAUGGACACGAAGGAACAUCAACUGGAGGUUCAUUAGACUUCUGCUCAUCAUCCCUCCAACAUACCCUCUUAUUCAUCAACUUAUCACUCAAUAGAACUUUUGUGAAACAUCACAGUACAGUUGAAAAAUAUAUGGCAAAUAGAAAUCCAAUAUGGAUGGUGUUAAGAGAUAGAUGGGAGGUGUUGAAUGGAGUUGAAGGAUGGGACUAAUAAUAACUAACAACAACUAAUAACAAAAAGAUAACUAAUGUAAAGCAUACUGUGUCCAUAAUAAGUAUAUAGGUUAUAGGUUGAGAGCUUUUGUGAAAGAGCACAGUUAGAAAGAUAUUUACAUUUACAUCAUUUAGCAGACGCUCUUAUCCAAAGCGACUUACAAAUUGGUGCAUUCAACAUAUGAUAGCCAGUGGGAAAACCAUAAAAAAAAUAAAUUGUAUUGGGGUGUGGGUGAGUAGAAGGAUUACUUUAUACUAUUCCAGGUAUUCCUUAAAGAGGUAGGGUUUCAAGUGUCUCCGGAAGGUGGUCAGUGACUCUGCUGUCCUGGCGUCGUGGGGGAGCUUGUUCCACCAUUGGGGUGCCAGAGCAGCAAAUAGCUUUGACUGGGCUGAGCGGGAACUGUGCUUCCGAAGAGGUAGGGGAGCUAGCAGGCCAGAGGUGGAUAAACGUAGUGCCCUCGUUUGGGUGUAGGGUCUGAUCAGAGCCUGAAGGUAUGGAGGUGCCGUUCCCCUCACAGCUCCGUAGGCAUGCACCAUGGUCUUGUAGUAGAUGCAAGCCUCAACUGGAAGCCAGUGGAGUGUACGGAGGAGCGGGGUGACAUGAGAGAACUUGGGAAGGUCGAACACCAGAUGGGCUGCAGCGUUCUGGACAAGUUGUAGGGGUUUAAUGGCACAGGCAGGGAGCCCAGCCAACAGCGAGUUGCAGUAAUCCAGACGGGAGAUGACAAGUGCCUGGAUUAGGACCUGUGCCGCUUUCUGUGUAAGGUAGGGUCGUACUCUGCGAAUGUUGUAGAGCAUGAACCUGCAGGAUCGGGUCACCGCUUUGAUCUUAGCGGAGAACGACAGGGUGUUGUCCAGGGUCACGCCAGACAUGCAGAGAUGCGAUUCGCCACCUGGUUAUCAGAAGGGGGAAAGGAGAAAAUGAAUUUUGUGUUGUCUGCGAAGCAAUGAUAGGAGAGACCAUGUGAGGAUAUGACAGAGCCAAGUGACUUGGUGUAUAGAGAGAAUAGGAGAGGGCCUAGAACUGAGCCCUGGGGGACACCAGUGGUGAGAGCAUGUGGGGCGGAGACAGAUUCUCGCCACACCACCUGGUAGGAGUGACCUGUCAGGUAGGACGCAAUCUAAGUGAGCAGCGCCGGAGAUGCCCAACUCGGAGAGGGUGGAGAGGAGGAUCAGAUGGUUCACAGUAGAUAUGGCAUAUAGAAGCAAACCGGAUGGACAUCAUGAAAAUGAUCGGAGAGGUUGAGGGUAGAGGAAGUUCAGGAGUAAAAACAAACAAAAUAUAAUUAUUGUAAAAUUGACUGUGUCCAUAAAAUGUAUAUAGUAUGUAUAAGCUGGAAGUAGAGGCCUAAGCCUUGUUGUUCACUAGUUUACUCCAAUUAGGGAAGGGGUGGUGGGGUUGGAAAGUAAUGAAGGGAAAUAUAUAUUUUUAAAGGAUAUGUAUAUAUGUAUGUAUAUAUACAUAUGUAUGUGUACAGUUGAAGUCGGAAGUUUACACACACCUUAGCCCAAUACAUUUAAACUCAGUUUUUCACAAUUCCUGACAUUUAAUCCUAGUCAAAAUUCCCUGUCUUAGGUCAGUUAGGAUCACCACUUUAUUUUAAGAAUGUGAAAUAUGUCAGAAUAAUAGUAGAGAGAAUGAUUUAUUUCAGCUUUUAUUUAUUUCAUCACAUUCCCAGUGGGUCAGAAGUUUGCAUACACUCAAUUAGUAUUUGGUAGCAUUGCCUUUAAAUUGUUUAACUUGGGUCAAACAUUUUGGGUAGCCUUCCACAAGCUUCCCACAAUAAGUUGGGUGAAUUUUGGCCCAUUCCUCCUGACAGAGCUGGUGUAACUGAGUCAGGUUUGUAGGCCUCCUUGCUCGCACACGCUUUUUCAGUUCUGGCCACAAAUGUUCUAUAGGAUUGAUGUCAGGGCUUUGUGAUGGCCACUCCAAUACCUUGACUUUGUUGUCCUUAAGCCAUUUUGCCACAACUUUGGAAGUAUGCUUGGGGUCAUUGUCCAUUUGGAAGACCCAUUUGGGACCAAGAUUUAACUUCCUGACGGAUGACUUGAGAUGCUGCUUCAAUAUAUCCACAUAAUUUUCCUUCCUCAUGAUGCCAUCUAUUUUGUGAAGUGCACCAGUCCCUCCUGCAGCAAAGCACCCCCACAGCAUGAUGCUGCCACCCCCGUGCUUCACGGUUGGGAUGGUGUUCUUCGGCUUGCAAGCAAUCCCCUUUUUCCUCCAAACAUGACGAUGGUCAUUAUGGCCAAACAGUUCUAUUUUUGUUUCAUCAGACCAGAGGACAUUUCUCCAAAAAGUACGAUCUUUGUCCCCAUGUGCAGUUGCAAACCGUAGUCUGGCUUUUUUAUGGCGGUUUUGGAGCAGUGGCUUCUUCCUUGCUGAGCGGCCUUUCAGGUUAUGUCGAUAUAGGACUCGUUUUACUGUGGAUAUAGAUACUUUUGUACCUGUUUCCAAGGAUGAACCAGACUUGUGGAGAUCUACAAUUUUCUGAGGUCUUGGCGGAUUUCUUUAGAUUUUCCCAUGAUGUCAAGCAAAGAGGCACUGAGUUUGAAGGUAGGCCUUGAAAUACAUCCACAGGUACACCUCCAAUUGACUCAAAUGAUGUCAAUUAGCCUAUCAGAAGCUUCGAAAGCCAUGACAUUUUCUGGAAUUUUCCAAGCUGUUUAAAGGCACAGUCAACUUAGUGUAUGUAAACUUCUGACCCACUGGAAUUGUGAUACAGCGAAUUAUAAGUGAAAUAUUCUGUCUGUAAACAAUUGUUGGAAAAAUUACUUGUGUCAUGCACAAAGUAGAUGUCUUAACCGACUUGCCAAAACUAUAGUUUGUUAACAAGACAUUUGUGGAGUGGUUGAAAAACGAGUUUUAAUGACUCCAACCUAAGUGUAUGUAAACUUCCGACUUCAACUAUAUAUGCAUGUCUGUGUAUGUAUAUAUAUAUAUAUAUAUAUAUAUAUAUAUAUAUAUAUAUAUAUAUAUAUAUAUAUAUAUAUAUAUCUAUAUAUAUAUAUAUAUAUCUAUAUAUACAUAUUUGCGAGAAAAAAAACAUAUGGGGGAUUAGAGGUGAUGCAGACAAUUACAUUGAUGGAAGUUACAAUCUAUCUGCAAUAUUAAAGCUGAUCUACCCCCUAAAAAAAAAACGUAUCACUCAAUUGUCAAUUUAUCUCUAAUUCGUUAUCCCUACAGCUCUCUCAUCCUCCCUAGAGCUCCCUAGUAAUGCAUAUAUCAUUCUCUCUCUCUCUCUCUCUCUCUCUCUCUCUCUCUCUCUCUCUCUCUCCCUCGCUCUCUUUCUUUCUCUCAAAUAAAUGUCCCUAGGUUGCGUUCAUACCCCACCUCCUCCUCCCUCUCCCGUGAGACUAUUCGCUCCCUGGUGUUCUACGCCCUGAGGGUGUGGGCGGAGCCAACCCCGCUGGAGUUCCACGAGGUCAGUCUCUUUCCCUAGACGUUCCUUUUUGUAAUAGUUGAUUACAAAGAUUACCCCUCACGCUCUUUCUUUCUUUCUUUCUUUCUUUCUUUCUUUUCAUUUUCUUGGCUUGAGGAGGUUCUUUCUUUCUUUCUUUCUUUCUUUCUUUCUUUCUUUCUUUCUUUCUCUCUCUCCCCUUCUGACUUCACUUCCUGUUUCUCCCGUUGCCAGGUGGGAGGCCCAGAAGGGGCGGAUCUGCAGGUGGACUUCCACCACGGUUUCCAUGGUGACGGCUACCCCUUCGAUGGUGCAGGAGGAACUGUUGGCCACGCCUUCUUCCCCUCUGACCUCGCCAGAGCGGGCGGAGUACACCUGGAUGCCGAGGAGGAGUGGGUGUUCCGCCAGCCAGGUGAGUGACAGCCAGAAGACCCAGAGACAGCAAAAAUAGGUACUGGGGGAUUCAAGAGCCCAAUACCAAACCAAACACUAGCCCUUACCCCUAGGAACUUCUUGUAGAACUGAAAGUUAAGGGCAAGUAUUUGCAUUAGUGUGAUAGCUCCGUGCAGCCCUCUGGUAAGCUAGGUAUAAUUUAUGGUCGACUCUCCACUGUUUAAUCAUCCUGAGGUUUACAAUAGUAAGGGGUUCAAUUUGGAGAAUAUUAUGGACACAGUCAAGACACUGCUAACAUUCCCCCUAAACUGAAACUCUACACCUCCCCACCCCCACAACCAUUGCCCCUCCCCAGCCUCUGAGGGAACAGACCUGUUCACCGUGCUGGUGCAUGAAUUUGGCCACGCCCUGGGUUUGUCCCACUCAUCUGCCAGGCGCUCUGUGAUGAGACCUUACUUCCAGGGCCCCGUAGGAGACCCUCUACAUUACCGCCUGGGCCCGCACGACCUGGAGCUCAUCACCAGGCUCUAUGGUCAGUCUGUGUGUGUGUGUGUGUUUAUUAUUACUUGUCCACUUAGUGUGGGUGUGUGUGUCCUCCUGUUUGUGUACUGAAUUCUGAAAGGAAGGUGUUGUGUUGGCAGGUAAUAGAAAUCACCUCAUGGUCACAGACGUUCCUCGGUUGUCUCCUGAACCUCAGCUGCAGUAUCGUGACAGACAUGGACAUCGACACAGACACAGGUACUGACACACUACAGACACAGGUACUGACAGGUUAACAAAAGUGGAUAAGGGACAGCCACUCAACCAAUAACUAUCUCCCCAAUCCCUCCCUCCCUCCCUCCCCUCCCUCCCUCCCUCCCUCCCUCCCUCCCUCCCUCCCUCCCUCCCUCCCUCCCUCUCCUCCUCUCUGUUGCUCUCUCCUUUUCUUUCAGCCAUUCUGUAGACCGCUGUAACACUAGCUUUGAUGCAGUGGCCAAGAUUAGGGGAGAGACGUUCUUCUUUAAAGGUGAGUGUGGUGUAGGUUGGCUCCCUAUCGGUUGGGUACUGCUUUGACUAUUUCCCCUAGGCAUGAUCGCCCCCUGGUGGAUGUAUCCACAACUGCAGGACUGUGUAUUGAACUCCUCUCUGUCUCACCUCACCUCUCUUUAUCUGUAUCUGUCCUUCACCCAAUACUCCCCUCUCUAUUACUACCCUGACUAUCCUGCCUUAUGCCUCUCUACCCCCCCCCCCCCCCCCCCUCCCCCUCUGGCAGGGCUGAGUAUGUGGAGGGUCAGUACUGGGGGGCUGGUGUCGGGCCGGGGGGCCUCGGUGAGGAGGCUGUGGAGGGGGCUACCACCUAACCUGCCCCCUCUGCAGGCUGUGUUGGAGAGACACUCGGACCACGCCAUCAUCUUCAUCACUGGUUGGUAACCUCUGACCCCAGUCACCCCACACAAUAUGAGGUUGGAAUAAUGCUUUGAAAGCUGUUUGAAAAGCUGUCUGAAAUUUCUGCCUGUUUUGGUGGGAUGGAGUUUUGGCCUGCCUGGUGACAUCAUCAUGUGGUAAAUUAGUUAAUAGACCAAUAAGAAAGAGAGUUCCAAACCACUCUGCCAAUAACAGCUAAUUUUCAGUUUUCCCCCCCCACUCCCAGACAGAAAUUGCUCUUUGCUACGAAGCUAUUUUUGUUUAUUUUUGACCAUUUCAAUUUAAAACAAUCACAUUAAGGUACUUAAUUGUUACAGAGAAAUUAUUUGAUAUUGAGAUAAAAAUGGCUGCAUUGGGCCUUUAACAACAGAGGAGAAUUAGUGCUGUUCAACAGACUAAACUAUGUUCUUGAUUCUAGUUUCUCUCUCCACCCGUAUUCAUAUACCCUUAUGAAUGAAUUAUAAACCAGACCACAAUCUUGAGGACACUCUUCAUUGCCUCUUUCCGUUUUGUUUUGUAGAGUCCCAGUUUUGGCUGUUCAAGGGCCUCUCUCUCCAUGAGGACUACCCCCGCCCCUUGUCAGCCCUGAGGAAAUGGGGAGAGACAGAAGGAAAGGGAGGAGGAGAGGAAGGAGAGGGGGAGCAGGGCCUGCUGUGGGAUCCAGAGGAAGGACCAGUGUGGGGGGAGAUUGGAGAGGGGGGAGCAGGAGGAGGAGAGGAAGAAGAGAGUGACGCCUGGGCUGAACUUAUCAGAGGAGGAGUGAAUGGGAUUACCACUGAGAGAGACGGUGAGAGAGAGAGGGAGAAAGAGAGAAAGUGUGUAAGAGAGAAAGUGAGUGAGAGAGCGAUGAAUGAGGAGAACAGCCUGUGAGUGACAAUGUGAAAGAUUAUAUGUGUGUGAGACACCUCACAUAAUGUACAAUACAUGUGUGAGUGUAUUUAUAUCAACAUAGAUUAAGCCCCCUCCUAUAUCACGUCCACAGGCUCUGUGUAUCUCUUCAAAGGAGAUUCCUAUUGGAAGUUCUCCUACCCAGGCUCUGCCCCGGAGGCAGGAUAUCCUCGAUCCCUGGCCACCGAUUGGUUGGACUGCCCUCACCCCUCAGCACCUGUCCAAGACAACUUUUCUCUCUCUCUGCCUACCCCUACUGGACGGCAGGAGUUCCGCGAGAGGGGGAGAGAAGAGAGGGGAGGCCAGAGGAAGGGCCAGGGCCUGGACAGACACAGAGACAUAGACAGAGAGGGACUGCAGCACUUGCCCUGCACUUGCCUGAAUGGAGCAACAAGAGGCAGCGUGAGCGUGACAUCAUUCAUAAGUGCCCUGCUGUUGACUCUCCUUCCCCUGAUAACU
Messenger RNA from Coregonus sp. 'balchen', 8886 nucleotides. The record is from the annotation of a GenBank genome assembly. NCBI's taxonomy places the organism in Eukaryota, Metazoa, Chordata, Actinopteri, Salmoniformes, Salmonidae.